Messenger RNA from Sclerotinia sclerotiorum 1980 UF-70, 564 nucleotides. RefSeq lists its product with no specific name. Gene Ontology annotation, cellular component: mitochondrion. Bases 1 to 564 code for a protein of 187 amino acids. The transcript has 3 exons. Gene Ontology annotation, molecular function: oxidoreductase activity. Lineage: Eukaryota; Fungi; Ascomycota; Leotiomycetes; Helotiales; Sclerotiniaceae. The record is from RefSeq and is a predicted model, not a curated record.
AUGUCGAGGGAUCUAACCAAUUUAGGCGUAGAACAAGCUCACAUCAAAUUACCUAAGCCAAUUGGACCUGGGAAUUCUCAUGGAAAAGAUUAUACCAAAGCAUUUGAAGUAAAAGUUAUAGCAACUGCUUGUAUAAAGGAGAAACUAGAAGUGGCACGCAUAUUUGGUGCUCAUCAAUGUGUGGACAAUUCUGGAAGCCAAAAAUGGUGGAAGACCUGCUUGGAGCAAACGGGUGGUAAAGGUGUUGAUUUGGUUUUCGACUUGGUAGGACUAGUCGAUUCGAGUCUGAAGUGCUUAAGCCAUGAAGGGCGCAUACUGACCGUUAUGUUCGCGGGCAGAGAAAGAAAUCUAGAAAAGGUAGCUAUGAAUAAAGUUCUUUUAAAGCAUUCGAAGAUCAUUGGCUACACAGGUGACCCGACUCCAGAAGCGACAUUGCAACCAUGGAACGGGCCCAAUGAGAUGUUGGAAACAGGUCUCGUGAAGCCCAUUGUAUUUGAUCAUAACUAUAAUAGUUUGGAAAGUGUUGUAAAAGCAUUGGAAGACCUGAGCGCUCGUAAAAUGUGA